AUGACGCAUUCCCCCCAAUUCACUCUUCGGCAGCGGGACUUCACAAAAUCGUGCGGAGAUCAGUUGUAUCCCAGGCAAAUCGAGAAUGUUAAGGGAUACAUUUUGCGAGUCAUCCACGAUUUUUCAGAACCAAACACCAUUAUUUAUUACGAUGCUAAUGGGAAAAAGCAUAUUCGAGGAUUCCUUUGGAAUUUUAUAGCUAACUUUGCUUCGACAAUUGGUGCCAGGUUGAAGGCAAUAGAACCGACGUGGCCCCAUGGUCGCCAUCUGGGUGACUCGUAUAUGCUCCAGCUCACUAAGAAUAAUAGUGUGGACAUCGGUCUCUUCACUGCACAGGUCGACGAAAGAUAUUCAAAUAGAUACUACCAAUACUCCUUUCCUAUCCUGUAUGCCAGCUGGUGCGUUAUGAUGCCCUUGGAGCGUCCUAUCCAAAUCCCAGCAAUAUUCAAGCACAUUCUAUGCACUGGCACCUUGGCAUUCCUGACGAUAGCUCUCAUCUGCUAUUGGCUGUCAUCGCUAUUGGCUUUGCUCUUUGUCUGCCUCUGCCAGGCGCAGCUGAUGUUCUUGUUGAUCAUGCAUCCACGACAGUUGCCCAUCGACAGCUUUGACGCUUUGCUCGCCUCGGACUUGCGCAUUCUUGGCGUGAGUUCGGAAUUCUAUUUGCUGGAUGCCGCCUUUCGAGCUCGCUAUGCUGCGGCCUUUCGGUUGACCUCCAAUGUUAGUGAGUUCUUCGAUCUGCGAAACAGCUUCAACACUAGCUGGGCGUAUAGCAUCACUUCCAACAAGUGGACUAUGAUGGAGACACAACAAGAGAAUUUCCAACGCUCCGUCUUUCGCUACUCGGACCUCUGUCUCCAUGAAAGUCUACCCUACAGCAUUAUUCUCGACGAGGACUCUGUGUACUAUCAAGCGCUGAUGUUCUACUCUAUGCGGGUUCACGAAGCAGGACUCUUGGAAAAAUGGGUUCGCAAUAGUUUCUAUGACAUGGUGGACGCGGGUCGCAUGCACCUAACGGACUACAGCGUAACUAUUGAACCGCGACCUUUACGUCUGCCGGACUUUCAGAUUCCGUGUCGCUAUUUUGCCUUUGGCAUUAUUAUAGCUCUAGCUGCAUUUGUGAUUGAACUUCUUCGCUUCUAUAUCAAUGUAUUCUUAGAAAAUCUUUGA
Messenger RNA from Drosophila sulfurigaster albostrigata, 1167 nucleotides. RefSeq lists its product as uncharacterized. The transcript has 3 exons. The coding region runs from base 1 to 1167 and encodes 388 amino acids. The record is from RefSeq and is a predicted model, not a curated record. Lineage: Eukaryota; Metazoa; Arthropoda; Insecta; Diptera; Drosophilidae.